Micromonas commoda is the source of this 1470-nucleotide messenger RNA. RefSeq lists its product with no specific name. Gene Ontology annotation, molecular function: nucleic acid binding. NCBI's taxonomy places the organism in Eukaryota, Viridiplantae, Chlorophyta, Mamiellophyceae, Mamiellales, Mamiellaceae. The record is from RefSeq and is a predicted model, not a curated record. Bases 1 to 1470 code for a protein of 489 amino acids. The transcript has a single exon.
AUGACCGCGGUGACCUUCGCCGAGGACGGCCCGGGAUCCGUCCCGGGUGCCACCACGCCGGCAGCUCCCGCGGAUCCCGGGGCCCCCAAGCCCAAGGUCAUGCUCCCCGGCGCGUGCGCCCUCUGCGCGUGCACGUCGGCCAGACGGUGGUACCGACUGGACGAGCCCAUGCCGAGGGCGGACCCCACCGACGACGACGGCGCCGACGACGACGCCACGUACGUGGCGGGCAAGGGAACCAGCAGGGAGCGCCGUCUGCCGCUCAUGCUGGGCAGGCGCGCGCAGUGGACCGGCGCGGGUGCCGGCGCCGCGCUCAACGAAGCGCGCCUCUGCCCGUACUGCCACGUGCAGAACGAGCAGCUGUGGCAAGAGUCGAUCGGCGCGGGGGCGCGCACCCCAGCGGACGUGCGAUCCACGCUGUCGAGGUUCGACCGGGUCAUGAGCAUCCUCGCGCCGCGACGGGGCGGCGGAGGCGGACCGGGCGGCGUUGGGGGAGGCCGGGCGCGCCGGCGGAAGAACGGCGCGUCGGGACGAACCGGGUACGGCCAAAACUUUGACGACGCCGACGCGACCCAACUCGCGGGGGAUCGCGAUUUUGUCGCGAGGCUGUCCACGUCCGCGCCGUCGUCGACGGACGAGGGCGGCGCGCUGCUCCUGCGCCGGGCGAUGAACGGCCUCGGCGUCGGGCACGGCACGGGCAGGAGCGCGCGGGAGGAGGCGGAACUGCGUGAGGAACUCGCCGCGGCGGCGCGGCUCGGGCAUCGCCGGCGGCGGCGAUGGGCCAACGACAGGCUGCUGAGGGAACUGGGCGGACGCAUGUCGGUGGCGGAGAUGCAGGCGCAGUUCAUGCCCCCGCCCUUCGGCGCGCCCGCCAAGCCCACCGCGUUCGAGGCGAUGCUGGACGCGCAGGCGCGGGGCGAGUGGACGGGGUUUCACAAGGUUGACAUGGAUAAGGAGAAGGCGUUUUUGGACAAGGUGAGAGCCGCGGAGGCGGCUUCCAGGACGCACAGGCACGAGUCCGAGAGCUACGCCGCGGCGGGUUGGGCGAGGACGAGCGCAAGGGCGAGGGCGGCGUUGAGGUCCGUGGCCCGGAGGUCCCCGGAGAGGCUCGAGGAUCUGGAGAACGUCGUGUUGGACUUCGCGGAGGAGUUUGCGAACACGGGUCGCGAGCUCGCGCUCCCCUUGGACGACGGCUUCGGCAGGCUGCUCGCGCACGGGCUGUGCGAGUUUCACGGCGUCGUCGCGACGUCAAGGCCGACGAAGUUGGGUGGGAAGGAGCUCGUCGUGCGGGCUCCGAGCGUCGCGAGCAUCUCCGGGCGGGAUCAGGAGCCGGAGGAGGGCGACGACGACGACGACGAGGAGGCGGCGGUUGGGGAGAGCGCCGAGCCCGCGCGGUGGAGGGCACCGUCGACGUGCGCGGAGUUUCUUCGGCUUCUGGAGCGCAGCGGGGGCGCGGGGAGUCUGGAGUGA